UGCCUACCCUAACCUUUCCUCUUAUCUCCUCCCCCUUCCCCAGGGUCUCAUGUCCUACUCUUCUCCAACUCUUCCUAUUUUACCAGACAAAACAUUCAAAUCUUCACACCGUUCUCUUCUAUUUAUAUUUUAUAUUCCAACACAUGGGUAGAAGAGAAGCAAGCUCCUUUCCAGAAUCAUAAUACCCAAAAUCUGUUCCUUUGUAUUUUGAUUCUUUUUUCUUAUUCUUUGCCUAACGUAUGUGCAGUGAUGACACGUUAUUUGAGAAUUCUGUCGACAUUGGCGGCUCCACCGCCGGCGACUGUAGCUAUGGAGUCUGAUUUUGUGGUCAUAUUGGCUGCUCUCCUCUGCGCAUUGAUAUGCGUUGUGGGUUUAAUUGCGGUGGCUCGAUGCGCGUGUCUCCGGCGCCGGAGCGGCGUCGGCACGGACCAGAACAACCGCGCUGCUCUGGCGUCGGCCAACAGAGGUCUCAAGAAGAAGAUUCUUCAAUCUCUCCCCAAAUUCACCUACACCAAAGACGGCGGAGGGAGUGCCAAGUUUGUAUCUGUGGAGUGUGCCAUUUGCUUGGGGGAGUUCGUUGAAGGGGUUGAGAUCAAGGUGUUGCCGCACUGCGGCCAUGGCUUCCAUGUGCGCUGUAUCGACACUUGGUUGGGGUCCCACUCGUCCUGCCCGUCGUGCCGCCAGAUACUGGUGGUGGCCAGGUGUCAGAAGUGCGGCCAGUUUCCGGCUGUCUCCUCUGGGAAUGCUUCUGGGUCUGUCACUGAGGCACAAAUGAAGGCCAGAGAAGAUAAUAAUAUUCCAGCCAACAGGACUAAUACUUUCCUACCUUAGCAACAAUAAAUCAAGCAUUGUCUUCCCCUGUUUUUGUAACCGUAAAAGGAGCCAUCUUUUGUUGAUUUUAAACCGUAAUUUUCUCAUUAAACUAGUUCUUUACAGUUUCUAAAUGCAAUCCUGGGGACACCAGGUUUGAGAUAUUUUUUGCUUGGUAGCUAAGACAAUGAUAGAAAAUGAAGGGAGAAAAGGAUCUGUUGAAGCAACCGUUGCUGUGAAGUUCUCUAACCAAAAAGGAGGGUCACUUUAUUCUUGAAAAAGUGACUGAUUCCUCCCUUGAAAUUUUGUAAAAGAGCAAACGAUACCCACUUUGAAUGACCUGCAAGAAGUACUUAAGAAUGAGUUUGAUAGUGGAUGCUUUAGCAUGAGCGUUAUCCUUCCUCCACACUUUAUUCAACCCAAUGAAGAUGAAGCCAAGUGGAGUUGUUCCAAACGACUUCAAAGAACGCGGUGUUCCUUGAUCCUACAGGAAGCAUAACAUCUGCUUUCUAAUGGUCCAUGUGAGGCCCCACCACCAAUCCCCA
This is a messenger RNA of Rubroshorea leprosula, 1355 nucleotides long. NCBI's taxonomy places the organism in Eukaryota, Viridiplantae, Streptophyta, Magnoliopsida, Malvales, Dipterocarpaceae. The record is from the annotation of a GenBank genome assembly.